AGACUGGUGGAGGAGAACAUGCCAAGAUGCAUUAAAACUGUAAUAAAAAAAACAUGGUUAUUUCUGAACUCUUAAAACUUUAUAAUUAAAAAAUUGUUUUCUUUGCAUUAUUUAAAGUCUGAAAUCUAAAUCUUUUUUAUUUCAGCCAUUGUUCCAUUGUUCAGCCAUGUUCAUUUACUCAAACAUAAACCUAUAAAUAGCAAAAUCAGGGAAACUGAAGUGGUCUCUAUUUUUUUUUCUAGCUGAGAGCCUGAUAUAAAGUGGGACUUUUAUUUUGAAAUUAGCGAGGGAAGAGGCGGAAGAAGAGUGUGGGCUUCCUCCUCCGACACUGUUUCUAGUUUCUCGUUACCGAAAGCAAAACUCUGAACUGUGGGCUGUUUUUAUAAUGAAUCAGUAAUUUAAUAAGAGCAGCGCGGCGGAUUAACGCUGAGCGCGGUGUGUACUGAGGUCUGGCUGUACUGCCGCCGGUCAGACAGCUUUGUUUUAAGGUAUUAUCCGCUGUGUUUAUCGGUGUUCAGUCAUGAUCGGCGUUAACGGGAGAUAAAUCUGCUUAACGCCCCGAAACUGCAGAGCUGAACUCUGAUAUAUAACUAACUAAAUAAUCAAUAAAUCUGAAGCCUGAAGACGCUUUCUCCUUCAGAUUAACACUGCCCGGACCCGCCGCUUCUCCUCUCCUCAGCGCUGAAUAAGAAAAGGUUAUGUCUGAGGAAAGCACCCAGCUCUGCACCAACUGCAAGCAUGACAUCCCAGAGGCCAACUUCACCACUCACGAGAUCCACUGCCGACGGAACAUCGCCCUGUGUGACGUGUGCCAAGAGCCGGUUCCCCGUGCUGAGCUGAUGCAGCAUAAAGAGCAGGAGCACUCACAGGUCCAGUGCAAAUGUGGUCUGAAAAUUGAGAAAAGUCAUCUGGAGACCCAUCAGAGCUCAGAGUGCAGCCAGCGACUGGUGGCGUGUCAGUUCUGUGAACUGGAGGUGACCUUCUGCCAGGCCAGAGAUCAUGAGGAGUACUGCGGGACCCGGACCGAACCCUGCCCUGUCUGUAAGUGUAACGUUAUGCUGAGAGAGAGGGAGAUCCACCCGGCGCUGUGUGGGAGUCUCACCCCACCGCAGGAGCAGAGGACUGGGAUCCAGGCACCAGGAGCUUGGUUUGAGACCCAACCCAUCCACAACCUGCUGAGAGCGCAGGAGAGGAUCCAUAAUAACAACAGCACCGGGUCCACAGACCGCAGGGGUCCGCCACGCCCACUGGAAGGCAGACUACAUAAUAGCACUAGGGGACCAAUAGGGGCAGGAGCCCGGAGGAACACAGAACCGAGGAACAACGAAUUUGCUCGCUUGCUGGAUCAGGAAAACGAGUUCGAGACCAACAACAACAGCCUGCUGUGGCCGCUUGGCCAUCUGCCAGACUACGACUCCUCUGGUCUGGACUAUCUGCUGGCCCUCAGCCUGCAGAGUGACGGGGAGGAUCUGGGGGCUCAGGAGGGGAUAUGGACCGACGUCUGGGACCACCGUCUGGCCAGGGAAUCUGCCCGGAGCACCCUCAGCUCCCAGCUGUCCUCCACCACUAACAACAACACAUACAGCGGCAGUGCCCCCAACACCACCACCACGCCCCCCGCUCACGGCCCGGCUUCCGAGAUCAUGCUGCCCUGCGAGUUCUGUGAAGAGCUCUUUCCAGAGGAGGACCUCAUUUUACACCAGACUGGCUGCAGUCCAGCCUCAGCCAUCGCCUCCUUCAGCAAGCAGGCUUCCUCUCUACAGUUUGAGGACCCCUUCACCCAAGGAGGAAGUCACGUGAUCCUUCCCCGCACUCCCAGUCCACCCAACCUGCCUCACUCUGUGUCCCCGCUCUCCUACAGCCCCCCUUCCAGCCCACUAGAGGGCGAUGUGGUCAUUCCCUGUGAGUUCUGUGGAGUGGCUCUGGAGGAGAAUGUUGUGUUUCACCAUCAGGAUAAGUGUGACCUCCGUCCUGGGGCAGCUUUCCAAACAGAUGGAGCAUCUCCACUCAAACCGCUCCACUCUCCCAUAGAGAAGUGUGGGAGAAGCUCUCCUGAGAGGCAAAGGAGAGUCAGACACCAAGCAGACCCUGGAGAGGAGUUUCUGACACCAGCUCUUCAGGGCUGGCAGAGCUGCAGUUCAGAUGCAGAUCCAUGGAGGUCCUCUCCCUUCAUGAGUCUCACCUCAGCGGGGAAGAACACCAACGUGGAGCUGCAGGGGAAAAGCAGGAACCAGCGAGGGAAAGCCACAGAGAUGUUCUCCUCUAACUGUGAAGUUCUGAAUGACAGCCACAAGGUCAGCCCUGCAGGGGCUAUAGGGCCUCCGUGCAGAGACAGAGCAGCGGGCCGAAACCCCCCAAAAAACAUGCCGACAUCAAAGACUCACAAGAAGCAGAACACUGAGAAAGAAGAGGAAGAGGAGGAGUGAGAGAGUCUGAUGUUUGCAGGAAAAAGAUGAUUCACAUUAACUGUACAGAAGUACUAAAUGAAUGUGUGUGAGAGAGAGUGUGUGUGAGAGAGAGUGUGUGUGAGAGAGAGUGUGUGUGAGAGAGAGUGUGUGUGAGAGAGAGUGUGUGUGAGAGAGAGUGUGUGUGAGAGAGAGUGUGUGUGUGAGAGAGAGUGUGUGUGUGUGAGAGAGAGUGUGUGUGUGUGAGAGAGAGUGUGUGUGUGUGAGAGAGAGUGUGUGUGUGUGAGAGAGAGUGUGUGUGUGUGAGAGAGAGAGUGUAUGUGUGAGAGAGAGAGUGUGUGUGUGAGAGAGAGAGUGUGUGUGUGAGAGAGUGUGUGUGUGAGAGAGAGAGUGUGUGUGUGAGAGAGAGUGUGUGUGUGAGAGAGAGUGUGUGUGUGAGAGAGAGUGCAAGAGAGACUGUGAAAGAGACUGUUAAAGUGAGUGAGAGCGUGAGUGAGAGCGUGAGUGAGAGAGAGAGCGCAAGAGAGAGAGAGAGUGUGAAAGAGCGCGAGAUAGUGUGCGAGAGUGUGAGAGUGAGAGAGAAAGAGAGAGAAAGAGAGAGUGUGUGAGAGAUUGCGAGAGAGUGAGAGUGAGAGCGAGUGCGAGAGAGUGCGAGAGAGUGCGAGAGAGUGCGAGAGAGUGCGAGAGAGUGCGAGAGAGUGCGAGAGAGUGUGUGAGAGUGUGUGAGAGUGCGUGAGAGUGUGUGAGAGUGCGAGAGAGUGCGAGAGAAAGAGAGUGCGAGUGCGAGAGUGUGUGAGAGAUUGCGAGAGAGUGAGAGAGAGAGUGCGAGAGAGUGUGAAAGAGCGCGAGAGAGUGUGUGAGAGGAAAGUAUGUGGGUCCAUAUUUGUGUUUGUGCUUUAAAAAUGUCUAAAAUUAUAUUAUACUCUAUUGAUUUCUAAUCUACUUUGCUUUUGUUGCACUACUUUUAAACUCUGUUUGUAUUUUCUGUUCCAAUUUGUUUUAUAUACUUUUAACUACUUUAAUAUUUUACAAUUCAACGAGACUGGAAGGAUGCUAUAGCUUUUUAUAUUUUCCUAAAAUCUAUAAGUAUAAAAAUACCUGUUAUUGAUGUUAAAUUGAUACGUAUAUUCUUUGAUUUCUGAUUUUGCCUAAUGUGUACCGUACAAAAAAAAAAAAUGUUUGAAAGUAUCAAAGCAGAAUGUGUAAUCUUUUGAUAUUCUUCGGAUUAGGUUAUUAAAAGUCUCUAUCUCAGAUUGUCUCCAGGUUUGUGAGUAACAGACUGUGAGUGCAGUGUGAGAUUGACUGUAAUCUGUUCAUUACAGUUAUAGUUACCAUAAUCAGAAACUAAGAUUUUUCAAAUUGAUGUUUAAUUUCAUGAUGUCUCUUAAAAUUAAACUCCUUAAUUACA
Molecule: messenger RNA, 3813 nt
Organism: Astyanax mexicanus (Mexican tetra)
Lineage: Eukaryota; Metazoa; Chordata; Actinopteri; Characiformes; Acestrorhamphidae
Gene: trafd1
Product: TRAF-type zinc finger domain containing 1
Exons: 11
Coding region: 699-2426 (575 amino acids)
Molecular function (GO): zinc ion binding
Source: RefSeq, a predicted model, not a curated record